AUGAGGCCACCCGCUGCUGCCUAUAGAGAUUUUGCAGCCAGACGCAAUCUCUACGAUCGCAUACAAAAACGCCACAACCCGGACCGUAGCGUCCAUUUUGAAGUGGAUGAUGCGAUGGGAGAGGGAAGAGGUGAGAUGAAGCCCCCAGGAAUGUCAUCCGCCUCAUCCUCCCUCCUUCAAUCCUCUUCUCGACCUCCACACGCCGGCCAAGGAAUGCUCUCCAGAAGAAUCGUCGAAGCCCCGAUUUUUCCCGAGCAUUUAUGCAAAAAUCUGCAGCCUCGGCCCAACGAUUCGUCCGAUACGAAAUGCAUUAAAUUGGUGCUGGAAUCGAUGAUCUCGCAAGUAUGCCGCUGGGAUAAACACUAUGGAUGGGCUCGAAAGAUCUACCUGAAGCAGAAUGAGAUCAUGAUAUCCGAGAAUAUUGAUCAUAUCCGAAAGGAGAUCAACAAGAGGAGGAGUGAGCUGGAAUCUCGUGCCGAAGCGGAGUUGGGCGUGUCGGCACCAUGGCGUCGAUCCCGGGGUCGCCCGUCCAAUAAACGCAUCGACCUGAAAAAGGCGAAAGAGCAGCAGCAACAACAACAGCAGAAGAACGCGGAACAGCAGCAGAUGAUCAACCCGGCCGAUAUCAGCCUGUCCGGGGAUGAUUGGGGACAAAAGCCGAUCAAACAGGAAGAGGAGACGGCAAAUGGGGAUAGCCAACGCGCCGAUAGAGAUACCUCCAAAAAGGUGAGCUCUGAUGAUGAGAGCGAUAGCGGUGGAAUUCUGAUGCACAUCCCACCCCACGAAGCACGAUCGAGGGGGAGACCGAGAAAAGAAGAGGGAGAGAGGAGGAGAAAAGAGGCCGAGGAAAAAAUCCGAAAGCUGCGUGCCGAGGGGAGUGACGUGCGGAAUAUGAUCGAUCCCACAGAGCUGCACUGUAUUUGUCGACAACCGUUUGAUGAUAGAAAGUUCUACGUGGCCUGCAGCCAGUGUAGCCAAUGGUUCCACGGAAAGUGUAUAGGACUCAGCGAGAAGAGGGCAAAACGCCUGUGCCAAUUCAUCUGCCACGACUGUCGUGCUCCGGAGAAUGAGGACAGCGAGAUGGAGGGAGAGGCCUUCAAACAAGCCGCACAUCUCGAUGGGGCAGACGAUGAAGAAGUCGAUAUUGAAGGGGAAAUUGAACAAAUGGAGCGAGAACGCGCCCGGAUCCACGUGAAAGAGGAGAGCCAUGAUGGAGGGGAGGAGGAGGAGGAAGAGGGGAAAGAAGAGGAGGAAGAGCCCCUCUACUGUAUUUGCCAUACACCCUAUGAUGAUACCAAAUUCUACGUGGGCUGCGACAAUUGCCCGAAUUGGUUUCAUCCGUCUUGCGUUGGCAUUACUGAAAUUGAAGCGCAGACGGUGGAGAAAUUCCUGUGCCCAGACUGUACGGAUUCCGAGGGGUUGGAACAGCAGCAACAACAACAUCACCAACAAGGACCUAUGGAUGAGAAGCAGAGAAAGCUGCAUUUCCUGUGGGACCUGUAUGAUGCGGUGUCCCAACACCAGAGCGCGUGGCCAUUCCUCGAUUCGAUCGACACGGAAGAGUUCUCGGAUUACGACACUGUCGUCAAGAAUCCUAUUGACCUCUCGAAAAUCGAGCAAAAGCUGUCGAACGGCGCCUACAGCAACCACAUCGAGCUGCAUGCCGACCUGCAGUUGAUGAUCACCAACGCCAAGCAGUACCAUCAGAAGACGUCCGACAUCUACAAAUGUGCGGAGACGCUGGAUGCCGUCAUCAAGAACAAGCUUGACGAGGUCUACAAGCGCAAA
Messenger RNA from Mesorhabditis spiculigera, 1788 nucleotides. Lineage: Eukaryota; Metazoa; Nematoda; Chromadorea; Rhabditida; Rhabditidae. The record is from the annotation of a GenBank genome assembly.